Penicillium subrubescens is the source of this 1394-nucleotide messenger RNA. RefSeq names its product tRNA (guanine46-N7)-methyltransferase (gene trm8). Bases 74 to 1081 code for a protein of 335 amino acids. Gene Ontology annotation, molecular function: tRNA (guanine(46)-N7)-methyltransferase activity. The record is from RefSeq and is a predicted model, not a curated record. The transcript has 3 exons. Gene Ontology annotation, cellular component: tRNA methyltransferase complex. NCBI's taxonomy places the organism in Eukaryota, Fungi, Ascomycota, Eurotiomycetes, Eurotiales, Aspergillaceae. Gene Ontology annotation, biological process: tRNA methylation; RNA (guanine-N7)-methylation.
CCGACUUUCUCGUCUCGAAGCCUCGCUUUUUCUCCCAACCACGCAAUUGUCCGUGCCCAGGGUCACUCACAAAAUGGCUACACCAAUACCGGCCAAGCGCCAACAGCGCGAAGAAUAUCGCCGCAAGAUCCAGGAACAGGCCGAGCGCGGCGGUGAUGGCGAUCUUUCCAGUGUGAAGAUGCCGCAGAAGAGAUUCUUCCGGCAGCGCGCGCAUGCGAAUCCCUUCUCGGAUCAUAAUUUGGACUACCCUAUUAGCCCCGCGCAUAUGGACUGGGCGUCGCAUUACCCUGCCUUUGUGGACCCCGAUGCGUCCAAUAUUAACCUCGGUGGCACAAGAAAAUUGACCAAGGACGUGGAAGUCGUGGACAUUGGAUGUGGAUUCGGUGGAUUGCUCGUUGGGCUGGCACCUCUACUACCAGACACCUUGAUGGUUGGCAUGGAAAUCCGCGUCUCAGUCCUCGAAUACGUCCGCAGCCGCAUCUCCGCCCUCCGCCUAAAACAACAGGCUCUCAAAAAGAUCGCCGCGACAAGUACUACAACCCAAGCCCCUUCCGAUACCCCCGCCACCCCAGAAGUCGAGGACGACGAAGUCGGCAGCACAACAACUAUCGUCCCGGGUAACUACGAGAACAUUACCGGUAUCCGGGCCAACACGAUGAAAUUCCUCCCCAACUUCUUCGGCCACCACCAACUCUCCAAGAUCUUUGUUUGUUUCCCGGAUCCGCAUUUCAAGGCGCGCAAGCACAAGGCUCGUAUUAUCUCUGAGAGCUUGAACGCCGAGUAUGCGUAUGUAUUGAAGCCGGGCGGUUUGUUGUAUACUAUCACCGAUGUGGAGGAGUAUCACCACUGGGUCCUGCGGCAUUUCAAGUAUGAGACUGUGGAGGGGGAGAAUGUAGCUGAUGAAAUCACUGGGGGAAUUAGGGAUCUUUGGGAACUUGUUUCUGACGAGGAACUUGAGGCUGACCCUUGUGUGCGGGUGAUGAAGUUUGAGACUGAGGAGUCGAAGAAGGUCACUCGGAACAAUGGUAACAAGUACGUUGCCGUAUUCCGACGCAAGGCCGAUCCCGAGUGGCCUGCUUAAGGGAAGAAAGAAAGAAGACAGGGUGCAUGAGUGUGUUUGACUGGUCUAUAUAUGGCUUCAAAAAGAAAGCUGGUGUAUAGGCGUUUUCCCAUCUUCAAGUCCAAGUCCAAUUUUCCAUAAUGCAUGCAUUGCAGAUACCACAAACAUGAAAUAAAUCCGGAAAUAACCAAUCUGCACUUGCUAAAUCGAAACAAACUGGAAACUCCCGCCAACUAGGGCAAUGGCAAAUCGAAACAUCAAAAAGUUUAACAUAGAACACAAUCAUAGAACCGAAAAUGCACUCUCCAUCCUCAAAACCCGAAACAAACCCCCC